GACGCUUUAAGCGAUGUAAGUUACAGAGACGCUCCGGAGCGGUCUCGAGCGUAGAUUAGUCGUAAUCUGGGUACAUUGCACUCUGCAGUGUCCUCGGUCUCCAUUCUCUCUCUCUUUCUCCCGCUCAUUGUCUCUCCUCGUGUUCCUCCUCUUUCUCUGUCUCCUCUGUUAAUAAACGUCUCUCUCUGUCUCUCGCCUUCUCUCUGUCAGCGCGCUCUCCACACACCACAUCCUCUCCGACGCCGACUGGUCGUACAUUCUCAUACUCGAACAUCGACAUCGACGUGUGCUUCGUGUACUCGGCUUGGGUAGUCGCUACGUCGUUCGUUUGAUUAUUUCUCGACUACUUCGACAGUCUGCGUCCAGAGAGAGAAAGAGAGAAAGAGAGACAGCGGUAGGUCCUCGCCCUCGUUGUUGUUGCAGCCGCGGAGUUAGCGUCCCUGACGAUCGCGACGACGACGUUGCAUCGAUAGCAGCGGAUUCAUGGGAGAUCUCCCGGUCUGCGUCACUUCGAUACCGGAAUCAUAAUUCUCCCGACGUAGUCCCGUAGCCUAUUUCGAGUUAUGAAUUGGAAAACUGACGGCGUUACGCCAAGGGAAUAUGGUUUGAUCGUGAACAGUGGAAGGUCCAGACGGAAAACCACGAGUAUCGCUCGAGUAAAGUCGUCGGCGCUUUCGACGUGCGACAUUUUGCAACUUUUUGUAUGUAUAAGAGUUCACGAAAGGCGUGAUUCACGAGAACGCGUAGAGAAGAGCGCAACUACUUCGUGUUCGUCCUAGAGAACGCAAACGAGUGGAGUCGCAAUCUCGACAUUAGCCGCGAUAACUAUAGCGACGCGCCGCGAUAUCGAACAAACCGCGCGCAUACGGAUUCAUUAUUGAGAAGUUCGCUCGUCGUGAAGAAGGAUGUCGGAGAAGAAGCAGCGUACGUCUGAGGAGAAGCAGAAUAAAGAGAGCAAGAAGGCGGUCGAGAGGGUGGUCGCUGUGGGAAGACCACGCGGGAUCGUGUUCAAGAAUGAAGUGCUCGCUGAUAAUAUCCGCAAGGAGACAAACCUCCACGAGAAAAUCUCGCAACGAUUGUGGCCGCGCAAAUACGAGCACCUGACCGGGCAAUUUUUCAACGAGGUGCUGAUGGAAGAAUGCAGAAAAGCGGGACUUCCGUUGGGCACUUUCAAGCGUGACCCGCCGGAAGACGCGGUCGAACGUUCACCGAUUCCCUUGAAAGCCUCGCCGGCUGUCCCCAGCACGUCAUCCGCGGCCAUCGGCCACCGUUCGUCGCGCGUGGAACACAACCUGGAGUUCAUGGGUCGUUUGUACGUCUCGCCUAGACAUACGAUCGAACCACCUAUGGACGACCCGGAAUUGCAAUGCGCCAUGCAACAACAGAAGUACAUUUUCCUGGGUUGAGAAAUCGAUUAUCUAUGAAGAAGAAGGAGGGGAAGUCAUUCGCGUUUACAUUGUGAUCUCGUUAUUUCACUGAUGACGCGUCUUAUUCUUCAGUUGUAUCUCUUAUAUUAUUCGUGCUUUUCAAAUAAAACGAGUACAUCUGCACGCGUUUCGAGAAAAGAUCGGAAAGAACAUUUUGUCUCAAGUAUGUGUCUUAUACAUAUUUGAGUAUCAAAUAUCGUAAAAAAGUAACUUCUAUAGAAAGUACAUAUAUUAUACAAGAGAUUUCAUGUACAAAAUAUUAUGUGCACGAAUCUAAUGUUAAAGGAUCUCUUACCUUUUGGCCCCAAAAAUAUGUUAUUCUCAGUAAAUCUUUUUUUUUUUUGAAAAAAAUUCAUUAAGCGCCUUUUACUCAAAAGCAUGUAUACAAAAUCGACGUGUCUUCAAAAAUUCCUCACAAAAAUUAAAAAAAAAAUUCCUGAAUAUAGUCUAUUUUGUUGGCCGCCCACAUAUAACAGAUUAAAGGUAUAAGGUGAAAACCGUUCAAUAGUUUACCAUAUGAUCAUGUAUGCAAUGUUUACGUGCCAAAGAACUUCUACUUCAGCGUGGGUGGUAACGUCAACAAGAUUGGAUUCACCUCGACCGCAACCAAUUUCUCGUUUAGCUAAUUUAAGUAGACAAGAUGCUGCAAUCAACAAAAUCAUAGUAAUAUUUUCUCUUCCUUGCUUGCCAAUUAAUUGCCGCGAAUGACAUUUUUUUAAUUAACUAACAUUUUCACUUUGUACUUCUCCACAAGGAAUGCGUUCUGAGCUUUCCAUAUCAACAACGAAUUGCUGUUCUUUUCGUCUCUUAGAUCUUCGUCUUCGUUCGGAGGCUCGAUGUUCUUAUUGAUAACAUACAUGCCGUUCUGCAUAAUGAUGCUGUUCCCAUUGUGAAUCAAAUGUUACGUUCAUUGGGAACUGACAUGCUGACUACUGCCUCGACAGACUCCUCUGCAUAGUGUUUGAGAACUGUGUAUAUCUGUUCGGUAUACUGUAUACUCGCUAGGAUCUGAAAUUUUAUAUUUUAUUUAUAUUUAUAUUUUAUUAGUUUGUUUACGAUUAAGGCGAGUCUCGUUGAAAUGGAAAGACGAACUACAUCGAUGAUGACAAGAGUUAACUUUGUCAAUUUUAACUUAAGUUUUUUGAAAUUUGACAUUACUUGCAAUAUAGAGAUGAUAAACAUAAGGUUUCGUAGAACCUCUAUCGACGGAAGACUAAAUAAUGAGAUUAUAGAGGCAAUUACGCGUAACAUCGUGUAAAAAUGAAGCUGCGGUAACGCGUAAUACGACUUUUUCUUUCAUCGUUUGACCAAUUAGCGUUGUAUACAUGUUUUACGACCGCACAUUAUUUGGUUCAUAGCUGUUAUUUUAACGUUGUAUAAUGCGCAAUGUCGUAUUCACAAUGCAUCGUGUAUCGCAUAAUUUAAAUCGUCGAGGUACAUAUACAUCCACGAUUUCCAAUUCUCUUCUUCCAGUCUCUCACCUUGUGAUCGGAAUACACUAUGAUCAGAUUCAGUGUCUCCUGCAUUGUCAUUGCCGUCAGUGGACAGCUGUACUUGGGCAAUUGCCAUGCUUUUAGCGACUCGAGUGUGAAAUCUUCAUCUUGGAGUUCUUGUUGAUGGCGUAAGAAAUGAUGCCUUCCGUAUGAAUGUUGAUGCGUAAGAAAUGAAGUCAUCUUCUUCAUUCCUAAUUGCAACAACUUGAUGAACUCGUUCCUCAAUUGAUGAUCAACAUAGCUAGACCAACAAUUUCAGUGGGUCUUUAGUGGCUGAAUUCAGUUUCCAGAGCUCCAAAUGAC
Molecule: messenger RNA, 3223 nt
Organism: Odontomachus brunneus
Lineage: Eukaryota; Metazoa; Arthropoda; Insecta; Hymenoptera; Formicidae
Exons: 3
Coding region: 906-1406 (166 amino acids)
Source: RefSeq, a predicted model, not a curated record